Molecule: messenger RNA, 1989 nt
Organism: Nematolebias whitei (Rio pearlfish)
Lineage: Eukaryota; Metazoa; Chordata; Actinopteri; Cyprinodontiformes; Rivulidae
Gene: scara3
Product: scavenger receptor class A, member 3
Exons: 12
Coding region: 122-1939 (605 amino acids)
Source: RefSeq, a predicted model, not a curated record
GCAGGAGACAAAUGAGAACCUUUUCUUUGUUAAAAAACAAGCAAUAAAAGGACUAAAACAUCAUUUUCAUCUGGCAGGAACUGGAACAGCAUCACCCUACAGGAAUCUGGAGACUUAAAUCAUGAAAGACAACUAUGGUGGAUAUGAGAACCAGCUUUUUAAAGAUGAGGACUUCACUACAGAGGAGGAGGAGAUCCCUUCUUUUCGAGGUCGAACUCGAGGUGGAUGUGUGAGAUGCCAGCAGAGCCUCUCUCUCCAGCUGGCCGUCAAAGUCCUGUAUGGCUUUGUUGCUUUCCUCGUCAUUACAGUUGCAGUGCUGGCCUCACUUGUGUUCAAAAAGGUGGACAAUUUAUCUAAGGAGGAACUGGUACACAACAAGCAGAUCACUAAGGUUCAACAGGGCAUUGAAGAUCUGAGGUCCGAGUCCAACUCUUCAGGCUGCCAGGAUGUGUCAUUUUACAAAGAGGAGAUCAGCAGGCUAAAGAGAGAAUUUGAAGACAUCCAGAAGAUGAUUCUGGGACAAGAGCAGGUCUUGGACCAUGCUUCCCAAACACAGACCACCACAAAAACCACCAGCAACCAGCUGACGAGGGAAGUCCAAAACCACCUCAUGUCCAUCAAAUUACUCAACCAGUCCCUGGAAAGUUUCCUGCAUCAAGUGGAAGGUUGGAAGGAGGUGAUCGAAGAAACUGAGGAGAAGAUGAAAACGCUGACAAAGGACCAGUACAACAUAAAAGCUACGACACAGCAAGUGAACACAACUGUAGGUCUAAGCACAAUGUGGAUCAAUGCCCUGCAGAGAAAAGCGGACGAGGAGACUCUGGUCCUCCAGAAGUUGACCAGCGACUGGCAGAACUACAGUCGAGUUAUGGGCUCUAUCAAAUCCGACGCAAGCAGCAUGUCGCAAACCAUGCGCUUUCUUCAAAACAGCAUCAAGAUGGAUCAGCAGAGAAUUUCUAUGUCAUCUGAGGUGAUCUAUGACCUCACGCAGCAGAUGCUAAACCUCCAAAUGCAACUCGACAAUGUGACGGGAUUCCUGGAUGAAAAUGAGGAGAACCUGCAUGAUCUUCAGUACCACUCCAGGUAUUAUGAGAAUCGUACCGGGGAACGUUUCUCUGCCUUGGAAAGCCGUCUGAACGCCAUCGAGAUGGAGAUCGACACCGUCGCCUCCAGCAUCAACGCCACCGUCAACCAUGUCCAGAGCAUGUACAAGUACAUCAAUGUAGAGAGCUCUUCCUGCCAGAGUCGCCUGGGCAAACACACAGAGGACCUGCAGUACAUGAACAGCACAGUCUUGUCGCUCCAAAACGUAGCCGAAACACUGAGGCAGCAGAACGUGAUGCUGAACUUCCAGCUGGAUGUGGAAGUGAUGAACUUGUCCAUGGUGAUAGAGGAGAUGAAGCUCGUGGAUGUUGUUCAUACCAAGAUCAUAAAAAACUUCACUAUUCUUAAAGGUGCUCCUGGACCACCUGGAGCCAAAGGGAACCGUGGUGAGACGGGGUCAAAAGGAUCUGCGGGACUGAUUGGGAGCAAAGGGGACAGAGGCCCUAUAGGGAGCGGUGGACCUGCAGGUGUGAAAGGUUCUCUUGGCCCCAAAGGAGCACCGGGGGAACCUGGUCCUGUUGGCAACAAAGGAGCCCUGGGUAUCAAAGGAGCCAAGGGGUCGAUUGGUCUCCAAGGCCCCAAAGGGGAAAAGGGCCAGAAAGGUGAUACGGGUCUAUCUGGUAAAGAUGGUGAACCUGGGCUCACAGGGUAUCCAGGAAUCAAGGGCGAGGUAGGACUGCCAGGUGCUAUUGGACCACCGGGAUCAAGGGGAAAACAAGGGCCACCUGGACCACCAGGCACCCCUGGACCCCCUGGUUUGUCGUACACCAACGAUUGCACCGACACCCCUCAGCAGCCAGCUGUGACGCCUGCUGCCGGGUCAAAGAGGCAGUAGAGAGAAAGACGGAAUGUGACGGUGAGCGUUUGGUCCGAAGAAGCCAAGGA